AUGCUUGAGACCGAGCCGGUACGGGUGGUCCUGGAGCUCAUCCACUUCUGGGCAGCGCGGCAGUGGUUCCAGUUCUUUUCAUUCUGCAAGUCAGCCCGCAUGACACCGCUGCAGCGCGCCGUCGUCUUCCAGUCCUUCACCUACGGUCGCUACCGCGCUGUGCUGGAUCUCGUGUUGCCCAACUACUACGUCUAUCCUAAACUGCGCGUGCGACAUGCCAUUCUGGUCGCCGAGUUGGCCGACCAGCUCAUGAUGCACCACGAGCACUGCCUCGAGUUCCUUAAACGAAUGGGCCUCGACGCUCAGCUGGAGUGUAAGACUCCGCACCAGCUGCCACCACACGCGGCAGACUCCCUCUACCCAAUCAUGCCAGCACCGUCCGGUGCCACUGCUGCCACCUUUGCUUCAGCCUCAGAGCGUGGGGAUAAGGCUGAAUGGUAUUUGAACCUGUGCCACCCGAACUCUGACCCUGUCAUCACGGCUGAUGAGCUAGAGAAGAGGUGCGUUAACAAGCGAGUGCUCUUCUUCCCCACGUACCCCGCCUUCUUCGGGUUUCGCGUAUCGCACGAGGCGUAUGAGCGCUUUCCAGACGCGAAGGGCUUUCCAACGACCAGCGCCGAAGACGUCCGUGACGCGUUGGUGGUGACCAGCAGCAGCUCACCAGUCGUCCACGGCACUGUGCGACCCCUGUCAGGGUUUCAGGACAGCGCUGGACCUCAGUCGAAAGCGGGGACGUUGUCGAGGAGAAGUGCCGCGUCGACAAACCGCAGCGACGACGGGGACGACGGCGGGGACGAGGGCUGCCACGCGGACGCGUACUGCGACGAGGGCAAGCAGACGGGCCGCGACUCGCCACCGUUCUUCGACAAGGAAGCAGCUCUGCUCAGCCAACUCGGGUGUCCCGUGAACCUGAUGGAGGUGUUGGAAGCCUACUGCCCACCCUAUCACAGCGAAGUCGCCGCGCUGCGGCUUUCGGACACCAGUGAGGAGCUGUUCGCGUCGCUGCCAGCACACCGCGCGGAGAUGCUGCUCCGGUGUCGCCAGUUGCGCCUCCAAGCCCGACACUGGCAAAGGACGCCAGUGCGUGACAACACCACUGCCGCUCUUGUGUCCGAUGAGGAAGCGCUGAACUGGGCAGAGAAAAUGGAGAUGGAAUCCGUGUCCACAACGAGCAGCCUCUUGAACGGCAGCGGUAAUGACGACGUGCUGGACGACGAGGGUGAAGAGAGCCAUAGCGAUGAGGCAGCGGCGCGGCACGCUUUGGGUGUGGUUGUGUCGCCGUUGAAGUCUGACGCUGAGCUACCAGCAGUCAUCAGCGAAGCCCGGCAACUGAUCACCGCUAUCCGGGAUAACCCACUCUACGCGGCAGCCGCAGCAGCCCGCGCGGAAGCGGAGGCGGGGGAGAAGUCGCGGCAAGCAAAGCAGAAAGAGGCUGACGCCCAAAGAAAAGAGGCAGCAGCAGAGGUGACGAGAAGCGACCAACACCCGAGCUCUCCGCCUCCCUUCCCUCCAAAGCCUCCCUCGCAACCGCAGAGGGCGCUGGCACUGCCCGAGUUGGGUCCCUGCAUCGUUGUCCCUCUACCAGACAACUACAGCGACGACGCCGACCAGCGCUGCAACUCGCAGAACGCGCACGUUGUCGUAGAGUCUCCGACAACACUGUCGACUCAGCGCCUAGCGGACAUGAUUGGAAACAACGCUGAGGCACAGGUAGUUACAGAGGGCAGUGAGAGGGGGCCCCGAGAUGUGAGCACAACCCAUCAGGAGCGGCCACAAAGUAUGAGCCGGGAAGACUCUGCUGAGACAGUGGAGCCGCACCGGCAUAUUCAGGCACAGAGCUCGGCGUCCCCACCACCCCCGUUCUCGAUGCCGCCAGUUCAGUUCCACACGCCCAUGCCCGAGCCCCUCAUGCCUACAGCGGUCAGCGUGUUCACACCUGGCAAGCGCGAGCCGGUCGUUGUUGCUGGCACCGACACCACAACGCCGCCCCCCGCCGUGGAGCAGUACGAGGGCAGUAGCACCAGCACCAGCAACAGCAGCAGCGGUAGCAGCAGCGCCCCAAUGUUGGGCUACAGUCACCUGAAGCCACUAAAGCAGACGCUGCCGGGAGACGGCAAGGACGACGCGGAGAGUGCUGGUGAUGACGACGAUAAGGAGUCAGAACUGUUGAGUAGCAGGGACAAGUCCUCCUCCGCGUCUGUGGUCGACGACGUUGAGUCGGCAUUGAACAGCAACAACGCCGAGAGCGGCACAUUGGUGCCGCCCAUCCCACCUCUGUGGGGCGGUCAGCGUCCUCUGCCGGUGCCGCCGCCGAUGGCGGUGAUCGACAGCUUCACACCGCGGUCUCCGCUGAAAAAACGUCCUGCAUCAUCAGCAGCCCCUCCCGCAUCUCACCGUAUCGACAGAGAGGUGGAGCGAGGUGUCGCCAGCGGGAACGAGAGCGUUGAGGAUGCUGUUGAAGAAGUGCCGGCAAGUGUCAACGACGAGGGACUUUGGAAGCACCACAAAGCAGAGACAGCGCGGCAGCCCGGUGUGUUCGCGCAGAGACCGCCAUCGGCGGGUAUCCCUGCUUCCUCCGUGGACGUCUUCGCUCGCGCGUGCGUUCCACUGAUUGAGGAAUACCUGCAUCUUUGGAUGCGACUGACACACGAAGACGACACGACGCUGCGCACAGCAGCGCAGUAUGUGCUCAACCUCCGUGAAGCAGAGGCAACAGCUGAGGCUACACGCAGCGCCAACGAGGGUGGCAAUGAAGCUGAUUGCGCGGCACUCACUCGGCGAGGGGGCCUGAUGCAACGCCGUUACAGGAGCGCGCUUCGAGACGAAAAGGGAGCAACAGCGACAGCGUCCACAUGGCGGCAGCAGUGGCGUCUGCAAAGGACAGCCCAGGCGAUGGCGCGCGUGGCCCGCCAGCUUCUCACCACGGCGGUGCUUCGAGGCAGCAUGAGCGAGUACGGGCAGCUGAUGUGGGACCUCUCCAUCUCGGAGUCGGAGCCCUCGACCACGAUGGGACGCGAUGCGGCUUUUGGAAGCGGUCUCUGCGCGACUGAACCCGACCGCGGAGACGCGGCGAAGGCGCGUGCGGCGCAGCGGCACCGUGUCGCCUAUGACGGCAGUGACGACGCGCGAGCAGCACGCCUAAGCUGCGGUUGCUCUGCUGCCAUGCUCUCUGUAGGCGAUGCUGAUGUGAUUCUCGCCGCUGCGCAGGUGCAGCCUGCCGGUGCUUUGGCGAGAGGCGCGUAUAGCACCAUAACCGCAUGGCCCUCGGCCCCGAAUGGAUCCUCGAUGCGCUCUGCAGCGUCCAUCCCAGUCACGGAGGAAAGCUCUGGUCUAGGCUACGCGAAGACCACAUGUAAGUCCGCCUUGAACAAAACCUUGAGCACUGUCUUCAGCUGCGGUGUUGGCGCAGAGACUCUGCCCUCCCAUGACUCACUAGCUUCUUUUUUCUCCAAUGCCAUCGACGUGUCGCUGGAUUCUGCGGACGACUGCGGCCGCUCUCGUCGUUGCUGCCCUGCAGCAGCACUGCAGCUCACCAGUAUCUAUAUCUGGGUGAGCACUGAGAGCUACUGUCACCGCGAGCGCCUUGUCAUUCCUGCAUCCCCAGCCGGCACCAGCGCUGUGGACUCAACGGCGUUUGCUUGGCUGUUUCAGAAUGAAAGAGAACGGUGGCUGGUGUCCGUGAUGUUGCCGGCAACUUCAUUCACAGCUAUGGCGGUCUCCGCUGAUGUGAGUGAUAGGGGUGAUGACGACGGACGAGCAUCAUGGCUACAGCCUAACCCAAGCCGACGGAGUGGAAAGCGUCGUCGCAGCAGUGGGCAGAACAGUCAUGUCGGCGACGACACGCGCGGUGUAAUGUGGCUGAGCGAAGUGGACAUCGACCCGCACAGCGCAACUUCGCCCUCUCCAGUUCCGCUUGUCGCGCGGCUGUUUCAUCGAGACCAUUUUUCAGACGUGCUGACGGUGCGCUCCACACUGUUAGCCCCCACGCACAACGUUGGCGCCGCAGCGCAGAGGUACAGCGCGGUGCCUCUAAUGACACGCAUCACCCUCUACGGCUGCGACGCGCAUGCACUGCCGCGCUUGCGAGUGCGGCGCGAUGGCGGAGUACGGCUUGCGCAGCAGCACACGUGCGUCGCUGCGACUCACAGCCCCAGAAAAGCUGCGCAGGUGAAGGCCUCGCCGGACUCCACGCGAGCGCUUGCCAUGUCCCAUGCACACUACACGGCCCUCCUCGCCGUCGACAUCGCAGAGCCGGGGUACAUGGCGAAGGCGCGGCGUGUGCUGACAGCGGUUGUGGCGAGUCACGUGGCGCGCACGACGGCUAUGCCGGCGCGUGGAGCACCAGCGGCGGCGAUGGAGUGGAACGGCCACCAGGAGGGGGUGCAAGAGCAGAACUGCGUUGCUGGCGUUCUCGUGUGCCUCCUCAGCUCCCCCGCACAGGUGGCGGCCACCGCCCCUAUCGUGGCCGAGAUCAAAGACGUGUUCGGGGAUCUUUGGCAUGACCGACACGGCGCAGGCGAGAAGAGCAAAGAUGGCGCCGUCUCCGAAGCCUCAACGCCGACUGUCGUCGGCGUUAGGAUCGUGUACGGUGACGCAGAGGGGGCGAAGGCAGCCAUGAAGACGGGCAUGCAGGCGCUGCUGUCCUCCUACGCGCAGCAGGCGCUGUCCGUGUUGGCCGGCGAUGGCUGA
This is a messenger RNA of Leishmania braziliensis MHOM/BR/75/M2904, 4689 nucleotides long. RefSeq lists its product as hypothetical. NCBI's taxonomy places the organism in Eukaryota, Euglenozoa, Kinetoplastea, Trypanosomatida, Trypanosomatidae. The coding region runs from base 1 to 4689 and encodes 1562 amino acids. The transcript has a single exon. The record is from RefSeq and is a predicted model, not a curated record.